Messenger RNA from Sapajus apella (tufted capuchin), 940 nucleotides. Its product is annotated as folate receptor gamma-like. The transcript is spliced from 5 exons. The record is from RefSeq and is a predicted model, not a curated record. Gene Ontology annotation, molecular function: signaling receptor activity. Gene Ontology annotation, biological process: sperm-egg recognition; cell adhesion; fusion of sperm to egg plasma membrane involved in single fertilization. NCBI's taxonomy places the organism in Eukaryota, Metazoa, Chordata, Mammalia, Primates, Cebidae. The coding region runs from base 141 to 749 and encodes 202 amino acids. Gene Ontology annotation, cellular component: external side of plasma membrane.
AGGAAUUGCAUAAAAUACUGAAGAAAUAAAAGAGGGGAAGUCCAUAGGGGUGGCGGCUUCCUACAAGUCACAGAGAAAGCUGGUGGCAGAGCCUGAACCUAGAGCUCUGUUGGGUGGGAAACAGGAACAGAUGGGCAUGGAUGGGCAUGGCCUGGCAGGUGACCCAACUGCUGCUUCUGGCUUUGGUGACCGCUGCGGGGAGCGCCCAGCCCAGGAGUAUGUGGGCCAGGAUGGGCCUGCUGAAUGUCUGCAUGAACACCAUGCACCACAAGGCACAGCCCGGCCCCGAGGACAACCUGUAUGGCCAGUGCCGUCCCUGGAGGAAGAAUGCCUGCUGCACGGCCAACACCAGCCAGGAGCUGCACAAGGACACCUCCCGCCUGUACAAGUUUAACUGGGAGCACUGUGGCAGGAUGGAGCCCGCCUGGAAGCGCCACUUCAUCCAGGACACCUGUCUCUAUGAGUGCUCACCCAACCUGGGGCCCUGGAUCCAGCAGGUCAACCAGAGCUGGAGCAAAGAACGCAUCCUGAACGCGCACCUGUGCAAAGAGGACUCGAGCGCUGGUGGGAGGACUGUCGCACCUCCUACACCUGCAAGAGCAACUGGCACAAAGGCUGGAAUUGGACCUCAGGGAUUAAUGUGUCCGGCCGGGGCCCUCUGCCGCACCUUUGAGUCCUACUUCCCCACUGCAGCCGCCCUUUGUGAGGGCCUCUGGAGUCACUCCUACAAGGUCAGCGACUACAGCUGAGGGAGUGGCCGCUGCAUCCAGAUCUGGUUUGACUCGGCCCACGGCAACCCCAACGAGGAGGUGGUGAGGUUCUAUGCUGUGGCCAUGAAGGCUGGGGCUCCGUCCCGUGGAAUUUUGGGACCGUGAACAUUGGUUCCUGAUCCAAGAAGGGUCCCCUGGGGUUCCUCCGACAACUCAUUCUAAUAGACAGA